GGGGAAGGGAAGAUCAUAUAAACCACUUCCAUCAUCUCAUCGCAUUACUGCUGGACUAUAAUAUGAUAUCGUUUUUCUGCAUCAUCUUUUAAUCUACACUUUUACACAUCCAGCUCACACUCCUUAGACCUUUUUUAUUGAUUGAGUGAUACAUACUCCAAUCAUAGUCGCUCCUUUUAAAACAGCACCAUGGGUUCAUCAACCGCUCAGAACAUCAGUCAAAGACAGUCCCAUACGUAUCAGAAAUCUGCCUCCUCCAUCGUGCCAACGGUACAUGGCGUGCGCAGAACAUAUCAAGCUCCCUCCAACCCACCCUUCGUUCACCAUGAAAAUGAAUAUACGGAAUCACGAACACUUUCUACGAGAGCUUCUCUACCGAGUUUGCACACCACCAUGUUCAAGCAAGCCAAUGCCACUUCGGCUAUGUUGAGACCGUCAUCUGCACACACAUCCAAGAGAGCCGUGUCUGGGAUGAAGCGACUUUUACCCCUCCGACUGGCGACUCCACCACUUUCAGAAGAUUCGGAAGAUUCAGACUCGCACUCCACAUCCACAUCAUGUAAGAGGUCGACUUUCGGUCAACUAGAACGUUUGGGAGAUUUAUCGGAUUUGGGAAACAUGUCGCAACGAAGAUUGCACGGUACAUCGCUCUUAGCCAUCCGACCCGAGAAAUAUCGAGACACUCCCAUUAUUUCAACAGAUGGAUCGCCUUUGAUCGGAAGUCCUCUCUAUCAAGAGAGCUGUACUAAGUGGGAUGAGAUUGAGUGCACUACAUCUUGUAUCAUCGAUGCGUAUGAGGGACUGAGUGAUUCGAGUUCGAGCAAAGGAUGCGGUUGGGAUGACUCAAAUCAUGACACACAUGAAACACAAAGUGCGACAUUGUCACCUCUCUCCCCCAGAAGACGUCAUCAAGCAGAUUCCGAGUUGUCUUUCAAAUGUAUGGGCGAAGAAAAUGAAGAAGUGGGAGAAGGCGAGGAGGGUGAACAAUCCGAAUCUUCAUGGUUUGCUGGUUCGAAAACUCAACGCCGAGUCACUCCUAGAUUGUCGACUUUGGAUAUUGAAGAAUGGCUCGACGACAGUGAGAGUAGCAUGUGUGAGAGUUCAGAUGACGAAUCUGAUGACUUUUUUGCAUGCGCAACAGCUCUUGCACCAGCUAAAGCACAAGUUAUUCACGUGAAUCAUAAAAAAACUCAGAGCUUGUCUAUUACUAUUCCUGAGCGAUCAUUACCCGUUGAAAUUUUAAAACAUUCCGACUCAUCUGCUCUUCGAAGAUUAACCUCGCGUUCUCCAAUCGAGACAUCCCCAAUGGAGGAUCUGGCCAUGUCCAGUCCUCCAACUUCACCCGACGAACCAGAAGCACACAAAUUUUCUAACUUUAGUCAACGAAAAAUCUCUCGUUCUCCAGCCGAUCUUUCCCCAACACCAGCUUCUCCAGAUACGAUACUUGAUAUCGUAGCCGCAAUCGAAGAAUGCACUUCGAAUUUUCCUACAAAAAUGUUAUUAGCUGAUACUCCAUGCAUAUCAUCCAUUCGUUCACACCUUAAAGCUACAUCAACAGUCUCUUUCAAAUCAUUUCAACGAUCAAAACAACCACCAGCUCCACCAGCACCAUCAACCACAACACUUAAACCACCCCACCACAAAGGUCUCAACCGUCGCAAUCGUCCUCAAACAAUCUGUCUUUCCCCAACCGAAACCAAAUCAUUCAACUUUUCUAUUCCUACUACGCCACCCGUCACUCCUCCCUUCAGUCCCGAUUUCACCUUUUCCUCCCUCGCACCCGACACCACCAGCGCAGGUCCCUCCCCCAUUCUCCCCACCUUCGCCUACCAGCUCGCAGCCGCCAAUCUCCAACCUCUCCACGCUAUCUUCCCGGUUUCUUCCGAUUUCCUCCGCUCCGCUCUCUACGCCCAUAUCCUCGCUUAUAUUUUCCUACAAUCGCUUCCCUCUUCUACCCCUCCAUCUAGUACUCCUCUCACCCGCACCCCCACUAUCAAGCAUUCUCACUCCGCUUCCCACAGUCUCCGCAAAUCUUCCUUCCACAAUACUACCUUCUCAUCUUACACAUACAACAACACUUCCCUCGUUGGUAUUCCUGCCAAAGCAGCCUCCACUCUCGGUCUCUCAUCGUCAACAUCCAUUCGUCGCAAUGGGACUCUGGGAGGAGGAGCGGCCGCAUCGCAAAACAAAAAGAUUGAAUUAAAUCUGAAGACUUGCAUUGGCAAAUUGUUGAAGGGUAUGCAGGGAAGUGUGGAUGUGGAUGGAAAUGGAAAGGAAGUGGAAGGAUGGGUUUUGAGAAGCUUGGUUGAGGUUGUGAGGGGAUGUGAGGGAAUUUAGAAGAUUCUGUGUGAUGUUUUCUUGGAUGGUAUCUCUUGGUUUAUUUCUUUUGUAUAGUUUACUCUUUUUUUUUUUUCUCUUUUAUCGUUUCCCGGAAGGGAUGGCAUGGAAUGCAAUGCAAUGCAAUGGGAAGGGAAGGGAAGGGGCUAGGGAUUGAUAUCCAAGGGAUAGGAAAGGCUAGGAUAGGAUUUAUGGUAUAUAAUGAUAUAUCUCUGAAAUAUCAUGGUAGUAAGGAAAGGAACAGGAUAGGAUAGGAUAAGAUAUCUAGGCCAGGCCAUUCAUUUAUCGUCAUCAUCUUCUUAAUUGUUCUUGUUUUUGCUCUUCUGUAUUCUUUUCUUUCCUUUUCUUUUUCCUUUUUCUUUUUUUUUUAUAUUAUAUCCAUCGUCUUUUUAAAUGUCACUUAGCAAGCAAGGUGUUUGGGGUUAGGAAACCGGAAUGACAAUUGGACUUUUUAGCGGGGAGUAUGAGGACCUAUCAUAUCUAUGUUUGUAUGAUUUUUGAUGCUUGGGAUGGGAUGGGAUGGGAUAAGAUGGGAUGAGUAGAUACUUACUUACUUUUAAUUGGGGAUUCUUGUAUUUAAUUUAUUUAUAUUUAUUCACCUCUACCUUUAUAUCUUUAUAAAUAUAUCUCUCUUAAACUCACA
Molecule: messenger RNA, 2980 nt
Organism: Botrytis cinerea B05.10
Lineage: Eukaryota; Fungi; Ascomycota; Leotiomycetes; Helotiales; Sclerotiniaceae
Exons: 2
Coding region: 190-2337 (715 amino acids)
Source: RefSeq, a predicted model, not a curated record